GCACUGCGCGGUCGCCAUGUUUCUUGUUGUGGUGAUCCGGGAGGUCUGAGUCUGCUCUCACAGCUCUGCAGAAACAGGUUUAGUUUGAGAAUUAGACUUGUGAUUGUGUUAUUAGUGGAUUAAACUUCAUAUUACGAUUAAUACUCAACAUGGCGCAGUACAAAGGAGCUGCCAGCGAGGCUGGGAGAGCCAUGCAGCUGAUGAAGAAACGAGAGAAAGAGAGAGAGCAGCUGGAGCAGCUGAAGCAGAAGAUCGCAGAGGACAACAUGGUCAAGUCCAACAUUGAUAAGAAGUUCUCAGCUCAUUAUGAUGCUGUGGAGGCAGAGCUCAAGUCCAGCACAGUUGGUCUGGUGACACUGAAUGAUAUGAAGGCCAAGCAGGAGGCGCUGGUGAAGGAGAGAGAGAAACAGCUGGCCAAGAAGGAGCAGUCCAAGGAGCUCAUGCUCAAGCUUGAGAAGCAGAAAGAGAAGAAGAGAAAGGAGGAACAGAAGAGGAAAAUAGCCAGUUUAUCAUUCAAUCCGGAAGAUGAAGGAGAGGAGGAGGAGGAAAACGAAGAGGAAGAGCAGGAUUACUCUCCAGUUAGGAAGAAGAAACUGGGGAAAAAUCCGGACGUGGACACGAGUUUCCUUCCUGAUCGAGACAGAGAGGAGGAGGAGAAUCGUCUCCGAGAGGAACUCAGGCAGGAAUGGGAGCUCAAACAGGAGAAGAUUAAGAGUGAGGAGAUUGAGAUCACAUUCAGCUACUGGGAUGGCUCUGGACAUCGUAAGACUGUCAAGAUGAAGAAGGGAAAUACCAUCCAGAACUUUCUGCAGAGGGCCCUGGAGGUCCUCAGAAAGGACUUCAGUGAGCUCAGGUCUGCUGGAGUAGAGCAGCUGAUGUACAUCAAAGAGGAUCUGAUAAUCCCACAUCACCACAGCUUUUACGACUUCAUCGUUACCAAAGCCAGAGGCAAAUCUGGUCCUCUUUUCAGCUUCGACGUCCACGAUGAUAUCCGACUGGUGAAUGACGCCACCGUUGAGAAAGAUGAGUCUCAUGCAGGUAAAGUGGUGCUGAGGAGCUGGUAUGAGAAGAACAAGCACAUCUUCCCCGCUAGUCGCUGGGAGCCGUACGAUCCUGAGAAGAAAUGGGACAAAUAUACGAUCCGGUGAAACAGCGGCCUUCUCAAGUCUCUGGAAUCCUUGAAGCUAAAUUUGUUGUUAAUUUCCAUCUAUUUUACUCUAUUGUAACAUAUUCAUCAAUGCUUUAUCAAGAUUUGAUAAAGUAUUGAUUCAUAAUUUGACUUGGUAUUUGAAAUACAAUUUUUUUCCCCGAUGUAUUUGAAUUGCCAAUGCAAUGUUUCCUGUGAAAACAACCCCAACAUCCAUAUGUGAAUAGCUCAUAAACAUGUUGUAGCUUCUAUGCUUAAUAAAAAUGAACCUGGCUAUGACUCUGGACUGAACAACA
Molecule: messenger RNA, 1443 nt
Organism: Sebastes umbrosus (honeycomb rockfish)
Lineage: Eukaryota; Metazoa; Chordata; Actinopteri; Perciformes; Sebastidae
Gene: fam50a
Product: family with sequence similarity 50 member A
Exons: 13
Coding region: 150-1148 (332 amino acids)
Biological process (GO): chromatin organization
Cellular component (GO): nucleus
Source: RefSeq, a predicted model, not a curated record